Molecule: messenger RNA, 5340 nt
Organism: Myodes glareolus (Bank vole)
Lineage: Eukaryota; Metazoa; Chordata; Mammalia; Rodentia; Cricetidae
Product: alpha-2-macroglobulin-like protein 1
Cellular component (GO): extracellular region
Molecular function (GO): endopeptidase inhibitor activity
Source: RefSeq, a predicted model, not a curated record
UCCAAAACGUAACUGAUCUUCUCUUCUGUGCGACUAUAAAAGCAACGGCAGGGUUGAAACAAAGGGAAGGAAGGGAAGCUGCGUACCUAGGUAGCCGACUUCUGGUGAGAGGAGGAGAGAAUGCUUCUUCUAAAGUUAACCGUCAGGCGCUGGGACAAAAUGAUGCCUGCCAUUUUGUUCACCUCUCUUCUGCUUCCUCUCACUCAUGCUGUGACUUCAGAACCGCGAUAUAUCCUGUGGGUUUCUUCCGUGGUACAGCGCUUUUCCCUAGAAAAAGCCUGUCUUCAUUUUUUAAACCUCAACGAAUCUGUGUCCUUGAGAGUCAUCCUGGAAUAUGAUGGAUCCAAUACUACUAUCUUUGACCAGUCUGUGGAGGCGGGGAACUUCUACGCUUGCGCCAGUUUCCAAGUGUCUCAGACAUCCUCGGAGCAGUUGGCCUUUGUGACCUUGCUUGCUCAGGGAAACACUCUGAAAAUCUCUGAAAGGAGAGUGGUAGCCAUCGCUGCUGAGGAAAACGCAACUUUUGUGCAGACAGAUACGCCCGUCUACAAACCUGGAGACACGGUUCACUUUCGCAUUGUGACACUGAACGCCUGGCUCAAGCCUGUUGAUGACUUGUACCCUUCAAUCACCGUUCAGGAUCCUGAAAGCAAUGUGAUUUUCCAGUGGAAAAACGUAACCACUUUCAGAAACAUCACCCAGCUGGCAUUCCAUCUGACUCCAGAACCCAUGUUUGGGGAUUACACAAUUGCUGUAAGAAAGCUAUCAGGAAUGACAGUGGUGCACCAGUUCACCGUUAAUCGAUAUGUACUGCCCAAAUUUGAAGUUGAGGUCAGGGCACCGGAGACAAUAACGAUUGCAGACCAUCAAUUUCAAGUGGUUGCGUGUGCAAAGUACACCUACGGCCAGUCUGUGCCGGGGAAAGCCCAGAUCCGGGUGUGCAGAGACUUUUCCUCCUCUGGGUAUUGUGAGAGCGAUAAUAAUGAAAUCUGCGAGCAGCUCACCGCGCAGCUGAAAGAUGGCUGUGUUUCUCAAACUGUCAACACAAAAGUCUUCCAACUAUAUCGCUCUGGACUUUUCAUGACAUUUAAUGUGAAUGUGCUGGUUACAGAAUUUGGAACAGGUGUGCAGAUCAGUAAAACACACCCUGUUUUUAUCACUUCGGUGCUUGGCAGCGUGAGCUUUGAGAACAUGGACUCUUUCUACAGGAGAGGGAUCGCUUACUCUGGAACUCUUAGAUUUUCUGGUCCUGAUAACACACCGAUGGUGAGCAAACUUUUACAACUGGAGCUCAAUGGCAAAUUUCUAGGAAAUUAUACCACAGAUGGGAACGGGGAAGCUCAGUUUUCCAUCAACACUUCAGAGAUCUUCGAUGCACAGAUCAGCCUGAAAGCCGUAUAUGUCCGACCCGGAGCCUGCCAUCGUCCCAGCUGGUUGAACCCUGAGUAUUUGGAUGCCUACUUCACAGUCUCUCGCUUUUACUCCCAAACCAACAGCUUCCUGAAGAUCGUUCCUGAACCAGAGCAGCUUCCCUGUAAUCAAGAGAAGAUUAUUUCAGUUCUUUACUCCCUAAACCCUGAGGCCUACAAGGAGGACUCAGACGUGAACUUCUUCUAUUUGGUAAUGGCAAGAGGAAGCAUCUUCCUCAGCGGACAGAAGGAAGUCAGAAGCCAAGCCUGGAACGGAAACUUCUCGCUCCCCAUCCGCAUCGGUGCUGACCUGGCACCAGCAGCCGACCUCUUUGUCUACACCCUCCACCCCAGUGGGGAAAUCAUUGCGGAUAGCGUCAGACUCCAGAUUGCCAAGUGCUUUAAAAACCAGGUCAGUAUGAAGUUCUCAAAGGAGCAGGACCUACCUGGCUCCACCACCCGUCUAUUUCUUCAGGCAGCCCCAGACUCCUUCUGUGCCCUGCGAGCCGUGGACAAAAGUGUCCUUCUGCUGAAACCCGAACAAGAACUGUCUCCUGAAAGUGUAUACAACCUGCUCCCGAAUAUCCAACAAUAUGGUUAUUUCUUCCAUGGUCUCAACCUGGAUGAUGCUACAGUAGACCCAUGCAUCCCUCAGACAGAUUUAUUCCACAAUGGACUGUAUUAUAAACCUGCAAGCAACACUUGGGAUGGAGACAUUGCCAGUCUUCUCAGGGACAUGGGUCUGAAAAUCUUUACCAACUUCCGUUACCGGAAACCAGAGGUGUGUUCAUCCCAGGAAAGCCAGGACUUGCUGAGGUCGUUUGAUAGCCCAGAAGGACAGAUGAAGAUGUUCGAUGCUCCAGCUGCUUCUGCCUUUCAUGACAUCGCAGAUGGCAUCAACCAGGCAGAACAGGCCAUCAAAGAGACAGUCAGGACGCACUUCCCCAAGACCUGGAUAUGGGACCUCAUCAAUGUGGAUUCCUCAGGUUCAGCAAAUGUCUCAUUCCUGGUCCCUGACACUAUAACCCAAUGGGAGGCCAGCGCCUUCUGUGUGAAUGGUGAAGCUGGGUUUGGCAUCUCACCCAAAGCAUAUCUACAGAUCUCCCAGCCCUUCUUUGUUGAAAUUGCCUCACCCUUUUCUAUAGUUCGAAAUGAGCAGAGUGACGUGGUUGUCAGUGUCUUCAGCUACCUGAGCACGUGUGUAGAGAUUUCUGUUCAGUUAGAAGCAUCUGAGAAUUAUGAAGCAAAUAGCAACACCCCGAGUAACAACAGCAGUGAUGUUCUCCAGGCUGGAGAACGAAAAACGUACGUCUGGACCAUUGUACCAAAGACACUGGGUAAAGUGAAUAUUACUGUAGUGGCUACAUCCAAACCAAGUGGUGCCUGCCCAGCUGAUGCCAGUGAGCAGCAAGAUGUCAACUGGAAAGACACGGUGGUCAAAGGCUUACUGGUAGAGCCUGAAGGUAUUGAAAAAGAAACAAGCCAGAGUUUCCUUAUCUGCACAGAAGGUACUAAAGUCUCAAAGCAAAUGCUUCUGGAAUUGCCAAGAGAUGUAGUGGAAGGGUCAGCCAGAUCCUUUGUCACCGUCGUGGGAGACAUUCUAGGAGUCACGAUGCAGAAUCUAGAUAGCCUUCUCCUCACGCCCUAUGGGUGUGGUGAGCAGAACAUUGCCCAGCUAGUGUCUGACACUUACAUACUCGACUACCUGAGAGCGACCCAGCAGCUGACGGAAGAAGUCAAAUCCAGAGCUCUACUUCUCUUAACUAACGGUUACCAGAAGCACUUGUUUUUCAAAAACUCCGAUGGUUCAUAUGACAUGUUCUGCCAGAGCAAUCAGAAAGGAAGCAUAUGGCUCAGUGCCCUUACUUUCAAGACAUUUGAGAAAAUGAAGGAAUAUAUUUUCAUUGAAGAGUCAGUUCCCAAACAGACCUUAAUCUGGCUUUCAAGAAAACAGAGACCGAACGGGUGCUUUGGGAGGGAUGACAAGCUUGUCAACAGUGCUUGGGAGGGCAGCAAUGAAGAGGAUGCUGCGCUCACUGCACAGGUCAUUGAGGCAUUCCUUGAAGUUGGAUUCGACUCCAGUUUUCCUGCCCUCCGCAAUGGUCUCUAUUGCCUGGAGGAGGCAUACGCAAAGGGCGUCACCGAUGGCCACACUCAAGCUAUCCUGGCUUACGUGUUUGCCCUGGCUGGAAAAGAACAGCAAGUGAAAUCCUUACUCUCGAUCCUGGAUCAAUCGGCUACAAAAAUAAAUAAUGUGAUAUAUUGGGAAAAAGAAGAGAAACGCCAAGCAGGCUCUCCAGCCUUCACUCCUCCGGCACUUUCUGGCGAGACUGAGAUGACAUGCUAUGUGCUGUUGGCUGUCAUUUCUCAGGUCACUCGGGACCUUGAUUAUGCCAGUAAGAUUGUGCAGUGGCUUGCCCAGCGGAUGAAUUCCCAUGGAGGCUUCUCUGCCACGCAGGACACCACAGUGUGCCUUCUCGCCCUAACCCAAUACAUGAAGUUAACUGGCUCUAACUCUCAAAACACUGUCACCUUGAGCACUGAAGACUCUGAGGAGGUUUUCCCUGUUGACAACAAUAACCGCCUUCUAGUUCAGCGCUCGAAAUUAUCCGCAAGGCAUGGGCAAUACACGGUUGAUGUAGAAGGAGAAGGCUGUGCGUUCAUCCAGGCUACCCUUAGGUACAAUGUGCCACUUCCUAAGAAGGCAUCAGGAUUUUCUCUCUCCGUGGAAAUGGAGGAAAGCAACUCUUCGGAUGUAUUCCAGACAAAGUUUAACCUCACAGUGACCCUCGUGUAUACGGGGGCUCACGAAAGCUCCGGUAUGGUCCUUGUGGAUGUGAAGAUGCUCUCUGGGUUUACCCCUGUCCUCUCAUCCAUCGAGGAGCUUAAACACAAUGGCCAAGUAAUGAAGACAGACGUAAAGAAUGGCCACGUUCUUUUCUACUUGAAAAAUGUUUCCAUGGCGCCAACCAGCUUCACCUUCUCUGUUGAGCAAACCAACAUUGUGUCCAACAUCCAGCCCGCCCCCGUCACGGUCUACAGUUACGAGAAAGAUGAAUACGCCCUUGAUUCUUACAGCAUCAAUAGCAUUUCGAAUUCCCAAUAAGACAGCAGAGCAUAAAGAAAAGGAGCCAUGACCAACCAACCGCCUGACACCCUGAAGAGUCUUCAAUCACUGUGUCCUCUUGACAGCUUCACUUCCUUUCUUCCCAUUAAAUGACAUCAUUUCAAGUCUGAGGCCAUUGUUUUCUAUUUAUUCUUCCAAUUUUCAUUGUAGAAAUCUCAGAGCUUUGUUUAAGUGCAACUAAAUAAUUUGCUUCAUUUUUUUUUUCAACUUUAAACUCAAAUUUGGGCACCUAAACCGUAACUAGAAUCCUCCAGAACCAAAGAGGGAGAGAAAUAGGUGGAAGUGGAGGCAGGGAGAGUUAGGUUAAAGUUAACAAGGGCUCCGUCAACUCGACACAGAAACACACUCAAUGGAACAUUCUUGGGAAUGAUCAAAAAUCGGGGGAGGCAGGAAGCAGAAAAGAGCCCUGAAUUAAGUGAUAGAUUCACUGAGUACAAGAUUGAGAGGCUAAGUGAAGGGCAUUUUGUCGUUUUAAACCUUUAAACUAACAAGUGUUAGGCCCUAAGCCUAACACUUGUACCAGGAAAGCAAUGCUAUACUCUUUGGUGUGACUUAGUGUUCCUGCUGUGAUAAUGAAUUUGAAUUGAGGACAAAGGGUGAGAAGAAGCUGGAGAAAAUGAUAGAAACAGGAAGUUUCUGCAUCAACUUUCACAUGGGCUUCUGGGUUUGCUAAGAAUCUUUACAGUCAAGAAAAACUACCCAGUUCUCUACUUGUGCAGUUAAAGAAUUUGGAACCAAGAUCUUCUAGACCAGUGGUUCUCAACCUUCCUAAUACUGCAGCCCUUUAAUACAUACAGUUCCUCA